Suillus subaureus is the source of this 1194-nucleotide messenger RNA. RefSeq lists its product as uncharacterized. Gene Ontology annotation, cellular component: cytoplasm. Lineage: Eukaryota; Fungi; Basidiomycota; Agaricomycetes; Boletales; Suillaceae. The record is from RefSeq and is a predicted model, not a curated record. The transcript has 3 exons. Gene Ontology annotation, molecular function: exopolyphosphatase activity. Bases 1 to 1194 code for a protein of 397 amino acids.
AUGUCAACGUGCAACUUUUCGUCAUACCUCAGGUCCCGGAAGGCAAAUUUUCUAGCUGAUAAUGGGGAGGGAUGGACAGUAGUAAUGGGCAAUGAAGCGGGCGAUCUUGAUUCUCUCGCUAGUGCACUCGCAUAUGCAUGGUUGCGCUCCGACACGAGCGAAAAAGCGAUCGCAUACGUAGCUACACCUAAGGAUGAUUUCGUCCUUAGAGCAGAGAAUUUGCACGCCCUCGGUCUCGCUGGAAUCAAAUACCCUUUUGAAGAGCUCUAUUGCUCUGGUGAUCCUAUGCCAUCACAAGUGUCGCAGUUUGCACUUGUGGAUCACAAUGUCCUUCACACUAGACAUGCAUCUCCAACAGCCAGGGUUGUUGCAGUGAUAGAUCACCACGAGGACGAAGGACAAUACAAGGAUACAGCUGAUCCCAGGAUAGUCGAACCGGCCGGAAGUUGCUCGUCUCUUGUUGCAAGAUUGUAUCAAUCGUCCCCCGAUCUUCCCAUACCCACAGAAUUGUCAAUGCUAUUGCUGAGUGCUAUUUUGAUCGAUACCCAUGGCCUAAAAGAGGGAGGAAAAGCUAUGGAUGUCGACAGGGAGGCAGCUGCCUUUUUAAUUUCCCAGUCCCUUUUAGAACACAAUGAAGAAGUCUCCGCAUCAUCAGAUAAACAACAAAUCACUCACCUCCCUUCCGUUCAGUCUCUGUCCGCGACGUUGGGAGAGAAGAAGCUAUCCGUAUCCCACCUCAGCACGCGGGACCUGCUGCGGAGAGACUACAAGGAGUACGCAUUCAGCACGCCUGCAUCCAAGGAUGCUACGCUAUCUUCCGAUGCAAUAAGAGCGGGUCUUGCCACCGUCCCACUUCGCCUCUCUGCAUUCUUUGCAUCAUCGAGUUAUCCUGUAAAAGAAAUUCAAGAUUGGCUCGCCGAAAGAGAUCUGAGCGUUCUUGGCAUACUCACUACUUUUCGAAGCAAGAAGGGCAAGGGAAGGCGGGAGCAACUUUGGAUAAUCAAGGCAGAUGAAGGCAUCGCAGAGAAACUUUGGCAGGGCCUCGAAUCAAGCGAAGAGCUCAAGUUGAAAAGGCUCGAUUUCUCAAAGUUCUUUGGGGAGUCAUAUGUUGCAAGGGCAUACAAGCAGGGUAAUGCGAGCGCGACGAGGAAGCAGACUGCCCCCAUUCUCCGGAGACUUAUGGAAGGGUUAUGA